UUUAUGACCGUCGUCGUUCUGGCCGGCAUUUUCGACGCGUCGUGUCGGUUGAGGUGCUAAUUCUCAGCAUCGGAUAUGGAUUCGGGUUUGGCUUUGGUUUUGGUUUCGGUUUCGAUUUCAGCUUGAGCAAUAUUCCGCAAAGUCAGUUGGCUGACGACCGUGAUCGCGAUAACAACACUUUCACCCACCAGAACGGAUUGCAAUGGCCAAACCACAGCACAUUCUGCAGCUGAGUGAGGAGCAGCGGAGCAGCUUCGUCGACUCCUUCGACCGGGUGAUCAGCGACAUCGAUGGCGUCCUGUGGACCCUGGAGCACAGUGUGCCGCGUGCCGCCGACGGAUACGCCGCCCUCCAGCGGAUCGGCAAGCAGCUAACCUUCGUGACCAACAACAGUGUCCGCACGGUGGAGCAGUGCGUCAAGAGCUUCGCCAAGAUCGGGAUGCAGGUGCAGCCGGAGCAGAUUUGGCACCCGGCUCAGUCCAUCGUCAGCUACCUGCAGAGCAUCAAGUUCCAGGGCCUCAUCUACAUCAUCGCCAGCCAGCAGUUCAAGGCGGUGCUGCGCGAGGCGGGAUUCCAGCUCCUGGACGGGCCCAACGAAUUCAUCGAGGAGAGCUACGAGAGCCUGGCCAAGCACAUCUUCGGCAAAGAGCCGGUGCGCGCCGUCAUCAUCGACGUGGACUUCAACCUGACCUCCCCGAAGUUGCUGCGCGCCCAUCUGUACCUGCGCCAUCCGGAGUGCCUGCUCAUUGAGGGCGCCACCGAUCGGCUGCUGCCGGUGGCCAAGGGGGUGAACAUCAUCGGUCCGGGAGCCUUCGCCUCCAUCCUGGUGGAGGCCAGUGGCAAGCAGGCCAUUACGCUGGGCAAGCCUGGUCGCGAGCUGGGUGAUCUGAUUGUCGGGCACCUCAAGAUCGAUCAGCCCGGUCGGGUGCUCAUGAUCGGCGAUAUGUUGGCCCAGGACGUGAGCUUUGGGCGGCAGUGCGGCUUCCAAACGCUGCUGGUGCUCAGCGGUGGAUGCACCAGGGAGCAGCUGCUGGCGGAAACGGAUCCGCAGCUCAUUCCGGACUACUACGCGGACAGUGUGGCCGAUGUGGCCCAGCUGCUGGGCGAGGCGCCCAAGUCGCGUGUCUAGACGGAGUCCGGCGGAGGAGAUCGAACAAAGCUAUAUCCAUUGGCUAUGUAUCUAGUUAUGGGUACCUGGGUAACUAAAAUAGUUUAUUAUUGCUAACCAGAUCGUUUUCUGCCCCUUGUGCGAAACUUGAAUCAUAAUAAGCAAACAGAGUUGACGAACCUUGGAGUUCCAGGAAAUUGAAGCCACUGCAUCGUUGCAACCAAUUGGUCGUAAAAGAUUCAUAGAUGGGCGAUGGGCAGUGAAUAUAUACGUACAGUCUAGCUGCAGCAGUCCACGAUGUUUUAUUAUCAGAAAUGUACACAAGUUACCUAGAAAUUUAGCGAUCGCACUUUGGGCUUCCUCGCAAUUCACAAUGUAAAGAGAUUGAAAUAAAUAUAAAAUAUAUAAUGUAAAAAAACUUGAAAAUUUCGUCAAAA
Molecule: messenger RNA, 1545 nt
Organism: Drosophila erecta
Lineage: Eukaryota; Metazoa; Arthropoda; Insecta; Diptera; Drosophilidae
Product: pyridoxal phosphate phosphatase
Exons: 3
Coding region: 203-1129 (308 amino acids)
Cellular component (GO): cytoplasm
Molecular function (GO): phosphatase activity
Source: RefSeq, a predicted model, not a curated record